AUGGGGAAAAUAGCGACCACUCUCGGGAGGAUGAUCAAACAAGAUCAAGCUACUAUGAAUAGAGAUAAACUAGAGUUUGCUCGAGUUUUAAUAGAGAUGGAUAUCUCUAAAGGCUUUCCGAACUCGAUCAAAUUUGAAGAUGAAAAAAGGAGUCUAGUUUAUCUGGAGGUUUCUUAUGAAUGGAAACCAGAAAAGUGUGCUACUUGUGAUGGAAUAGGCCAUACUAGUAAUGUGUGUAAGAAGGCAAAAGUUGUGGAACAAAUGAAGAAAAUAUGGAAGCCGAAAGAGGUGACAGAAACAGUGAAAAAUCCUCCUGAGAAAGAAACAGAGGAUGAUCAGAGAUUUAAAAAAGUGAAAGGAUUUAUUUGGCUCCUUGAGACAAAGGUUAAGGCUUCCAAAAUGGGAGCCUUAUACCUACAAAUGUUCAAAGGUUGGUGUUUUUCGUCUAAUCUUGCUCAUCAUCCUAAUGGAAGGAUUAUCAUAGCUUGGAAUCCAAAUAGUUUUGAAGUGGAUAUCAAAGGUGGUACAAACCAACUUAUUCACUGUGUUCUAAAGCCUAAAAGAGGUCAUAGCUUUGCUUUAACUGUAGUGUAUGCUGCUGAUGACUCCAAAACUAGAGAAAUUUUAUGGAGAGAUCUGGUGACCAUCUCGGAAGGUAUGAAGAUUCCUUGGAUAGUUGGAGGUGAUUUUAAUGCGGUGUUGAAUCCGGAAGAGAGGCUUGAAUAUCGAGGAAAUGCAAAUGAAUUGAUUCCUUUUCAGACCUAUGUGAAUAAAUGCGGUUUAGAAGACGUGAAAUACAAUGGCAGAUUCUUCACGUGGAAUAACAAACAAGAUGGUAAAAACCGAGUUUAUGCUAAACUCAACAGAAUUUUAGCUACCUCGGAUUGGAUAGACACAUAUUCCACUGCUGAAGUCUCUUUUCUUCCUGAAGGAGACUUUGACCAUUCCCCGGCUCUUCUUACAAUUUACCCGAGCAUGCAGAAUAUCAAAAAACCUUUCAGGUAUUUUAAUUUUUGGAAGAACUUGAAUGGUUUUCUUGAUGUCAUGAAGCAGUUUUGGCAGGAAAAAGUUGCUGGUUCUCAUAUGUAUCAGCUGGUGUUUCUUUUAAAACAGCUCAAGUUUGGCUUGAAGAGUUUGAAUAGGCAAGGCAGGGGUGAUGUAGAGCUUCAAGAGAAGGAGGCCUACCAGCAUUUGUUAAAUAUUCAGCAGCAAUUAUAG
Humulus lupulus (European hop) is the source of this 1218-nucleotide messenger RNA. RefSeq lists its product as uncharacterized. The record is from RefSeq and is a predicted model, not a curated record. The transcript is spliced from 2 exons. The coding region runs from base 1 to 1218 and encodes 405 amino acids. Lineage: Eukaryota; Viridiplantae; Streptophyta; Magnoliopsida; Rosales; Cannabaceae.